Messenger RNA from Plodia interpunctella (Indianmeal moth), 1889 nucleotides. RefSeq names its product homeobox protein 10-like (gene zen). The transcript is spliced from 3 exons. Gene Ontology annotation, cellular component: nucleus. Gene Ontology annotation, biological process: regulation of transcription by RNA polymerase II. The record is from RefSeq and is a predicted model, not a curated record. Gene Ontology annotation, molecular function: DNA-binding transcription factor activity, RNA polymerase II-specific; RNA polymerase II cis-regulatory region sequence-specific DNA binding. NCBI's taxonomy places the organism in Eukaryota, Metazoa, Arthropoda, Insecta, Lepidoptera, Pyralidae. The coding region runs from base 82 to 1758 and encodes 558 amino acids.
UAGGUGCUUAGUGAUUUACUAUGACGACAUUAUUUCGAACGUAACUGUUUUUGUGACAAGUGAUUAAGAAAUUUGUUGGAAAUGUCGACCUCAUCUGCUUCACCUCCAAGCCUACAAUCUGACCAAGAACUGGAAGAUUCGAGGGAUUCGACAUCAUCUGCAUUUUCUGGUACAGUAAUAGCAAAAUAUCAAAACAGUCAAGUGUUUGAUCCAACCCAAAGAGGUGAGUUCAAAAGUGGCAUUACAUCCCAUGGCGUUGAAGAUAUACUUUCUGAAGGCACCAGCUAUGGAGUCAAUGAUAAUGCAUUUUCAGACUGUAAACCGGAAAUUAUUUCAUCUUUGCCUCAAUCAUUUGUGCAAGAUUAUAACUCAAGAGAUUCAACUGGAUUCAGUAUACAAGAUAUUCUUGGAUUGCAUCAAUCGUACAAUGCUCCUAAUGUGCAAGAAGAGUUGGAACCUAGAUACGAUUAUCAGAUACCAAAUUAUGAUAACAUAAGUAACAGUUCUAACAACAACAAUUAUGGGUCUGGUAAUGAAGAAGCAAUAGUUGACGAUUGUAUCGACAAAAGCAACAAUAUAUUUAGUUCCGCUGCGACGCAACUUGGAAAUCAAGUCACUUACAGUCGAAACUAUGCAAUUAGUGAACCUGUCCGAUAUCAUUCUAAAAGUGGUUUUAACGGCGACAUUGCUAAAGAUCCUGGAAGAGAAAUCAACGAAGUACAUGACUCUAGUUUUUCCAGUCAGAACGAUACUCCAUGGAAUAGUAGAGCAGCACCAAAUAAUCCUAUAACAGCAACAAGGACGGCAUCAUCUCUUUCUGGCAACGAAAUGUCAUCUGAACCUUCGUAUCAAAAAGGAUUUACAAAGAGAGCACGUACUGCAUAUACUAGUUCACAACUAGUAGAAUUAGAAAAUGAAUUUCAUCAAAACCGUUAUCUAUGUCGACCAAGACGCAUCGAGCUUGCUAACUAUUUACAACUCUCAGAGCGACAAAUUAAGAUUUGGUUUCAAAAUAGAAGAAUGAAAUACAAAAAGGAUAAUAAACACAAUAAGCCGUCGUCGUCAGUGGAUGACAACAGUCCAUCAAGUUCGAAAGAAAUGUCUCCUACUCAAGAUCACAAAAUGGGCCAUGGAAGAAGCUGCGGAGGACACGAUAGGAGGCGUCUUCUGACUGACAAUCACACUAGUCAUCAUAAAAUAUUUAUGUCACCUAACGAUUCUAUUUCAAGACCUCCUGAAUAUUCUUCAGUCAGUUCACUGAAAUCUGUGAUAAAAGGACCCCAAAGUACAAUUGAGCUCCCGUCUUACACUCCAAACUUAUCUUAUUCAUCGUACUAUACAGCAGGCACAAGCAGAGCCGCUUACUCACCGAUGUCGGAGGUUUAUCGAUACUCGAACGAUGAGUCACUGCAGCCAAAUUCUAAUACACUGUCCACUCUGUCAUCCGAUAGUUACGUUCCUAAUGGAGUCAGCUUGAAGCUAAAUGAUGAUUUGACUCGAUACACUGCUACAUCAUCGUACUACAAUCCUCUGACAACUGGAGUAGUGAUGCAUCCUCCAACAUCCGAAGCAUAUGGAUUCAGUUCGUCAAUAUCGUCGUUGUCAGCACCAACCUAUGAUGAUAGUAGUUUACAUUCUAGAAACCCUAGCAUAUCUUUAACUCAAGACCCUUACUAUUCUUACUUAGCUCCACCGGAUACCACAAAUCAACAUAAUUCUUCGUCUACAAGCAAGUAUUCAUCGUACAUUUCUUUGUAAAUUAUCCAAAAAUUACAAUCAAAACUUAUUAGGUAGAUAAGGUUUAAAGAAGAUUUAAUUUUGUUAUUAUUGUAAUAAGUGAUGUAUGAUGCAUUUGCAAAUGUCGUUUUGUUUUUAAUUUUGACGAUUAC